AUACUCACCACUGCAGAGGUCGUUGCGUCAGACGCGAAAACGCUCAGGUCCGUGUAUCCUAGCGUAUCCCUGCCAUCUCACGCGACGUCGACCUUGCAAUAUCUCGCUAUAACUCUAUUUCUUUCUCGCGAUGUCUGCACCAACGGGCAUCGCUGUCUCUUCAGAGCUCUCAACCGCAUUCUCUGAUGCGGUGGGAUCUGGGAACGUCCGAUUCCUCAAGAUCUCAAUUCGCAAUGAAUCACUCGUGCCAGACGAAUCUAUUGCUCCAUCGGGUACUCUAGAGGAAGACUUGAACCAGCUGAGCGGUCUUCUGGAGGACAACAUCCCUGCAUACGUUCUCGUGAGACUUGAUGACCCUCCCUCUGAGUGGUUGGCAAUCUACUACGUCCCAGACUCUGCGAAAGUCAGAGACAAGAUGCUGUAUGCUGCAACGAGGACUACCUUGGCCAAGUCUCUGGGAUCAGCACAUUUCACGGACAGCCUGUUCGCCACGAGCAAAGAUGACAUUUCUGCUGACGCGUAUGCUAAGCACAAGCAGCAUCUCGCGGCACCCAAGCCUAUGAGUGCGAGGGAGAAAGAGAUGGAGGCUGUGAAGGCAGCUGAACGCGAGGCAGGCGCCGGAGGAUACGAAGGAAGCAGAGCCAGGCAGAAUCACAUCGGCCAAGGGGUUGGCUUGAAGUGGCAUGAGGAAGCUGAGAACGCUGUCAGAGAGCUGGGUCUGGGUGAUGGGAGUGCUUUGGUCCUGACUAGUAUCGACCCGACGACGGAGACGUUGUUGCUGUCCUCUUCAGCUGAACGUAGCAUUGACGGAUUGAGUUCCGCCAUCCCUCCUUCUGAACCAUCAUACGCUUUUUUCGCCUGGCCGCACAGCAUCACGUCUCCUCCUCGACGCGAGAUCGUGUUCAUAUACUCUUGCCCGUCAUCGUCUCCGGUCAAGCACCGCAUGCUUUACUCCUCAGCAUCGCGCUCUGUUUUCGAAGUCGCUAAGAACAUCAUCUCCUCAUCGGACAGUUCCUCGACAGUAGCCUCUCGGAAGAUCGAGACAUCCGACCCUACGGAGUUAAACGAGAGCUUCCUUGCUCUUGAGCUAGGCUUGCAGAACGAUCCGAACGCAGGAACGUCCACAGCACCUCUUCCGGACGCCGAAAAGAAAGCCUUCGCGCGUCCAAAGGGUCCCGGCAGGAGGAGAUGAUGAUCCUGCUGCGAACAGAUUCCUGGUUACGGUGGAGAAAUGCGGAACAGAUACCUAGCAUUCAUGAACAACGGGUAUGGCGCUUCUGUACAAUACUCUCGUGUAACAAUACCCUCUUUAUCGAGUGCUCCGGACUCCGUGAGCAUUCCGUUACCGCGACGUCUUCCUGAAGCGCGCGCCUUAUAAGGAUGCAUUCCACCGUC
This is a messenger RNA of Laetiporus sulphureus 93-53, 1395 nucleotides long. RefSeq names its product actin depolymerizing protein. Gene Ontology annotation, molecular function: actin monomer binding; actin filament binding. Lineage: Eukaryota; Fungi; Basidiomycota; Agaricomycetes; Polyporales; Laetiporaceae. The coding region runs from base 131 to 1192 and encodes 353 amino acids. The transcript is spliced from 6 exons. Gene Ontology annotation, biological process: actin filament depolymerization; barbed-end actin filament capping. The record is from RefSeq and is a predicted model, not a curated record. Gene Ontology annotation, cellular component: cytoplasm; actin filament.